Microdochium trichocladiopsis is the source of this 1995-nucleotide messenger RNA. RefSeq lists its product as uncharacterized. The transcript has 4 exons. The record is from RefSeq and is a predicted model, not a curated record. Lineage: Eukaryota; Fungi; Ascomycota; Sordariomycetes; Xylariales; Microdochiaceae. Bases 92 to 1816 code for a protein of 574 amino acids.
AGUGCUGUGGAGCACGUCAGAGCCGCCUGCUGCCAUCUUAGCGACCCUGGCGUCCAACUCAUUCCUCUUCUUUCUUUUCAGGCUGAUCAUCAUGGAAGGGGCCGCUGCUGCGUUCGGUCUCGGCGUCAACGUUCUGACGGUUCUCGACUACGGUGGCCGAGCAACCUCGUAUGUGAAGCGAGCCGCCAACGGCCAAGAGCUCACAGAACUGCUCUACCGAGCCCAAGCAAGGGCCGAAUUGCUUCAAAGUCGCAUGCGGGGCAUUUUAGAGGCACGGCCUUGGGCGAGGGAGACAUUCUUGAUGGCGCAGGAGGUCGAGGUCGUGCUAAAGCAGCUCCUCGGACUGGUUGACAGAAUCCACGAUGCUCGCCACAGCUCCGGGUUCGGCCGUCUCAAGGCCGCAUUCGAGACGAUGCAGUGUCAGGCGGAGCUGAUCAUGGUCUACGAUCGGCUCGAGAGACUGCAAAGUCAGGCGAUUCAGCAGUCGUGCUUGCUGGAAAGUCAGAAAAGUCAUGCGCUCCUAGAGGACUCGGCGGAAUUGACCAGGCUCAUGCGCGAGGAGCGGCGUCUGGAACAAACUUUUCGAAACAAGGCAGACUGCAGACCAUACGAACUCCUCGGGGACGUGGUGUAUGAAGAUCACGUCCGCGUCGACCUGGGCAUGGGCGACGUGAUACGGGUCAGAGAUACAUAUAUCCUCCAGAGCCGAGAGACGACGGUGGGGUGGCUCAGCUGGAAGUUCUGCGAACAAAAGCGUCCAGGGUACCGGCAGCUUCAACACGGGGAAUUUGAGCUCCUCGACGACGCCAUGGACAUCAUAAACGAUUCAGCAUGGACAUUUCGCGUGCGGCCGGGCAUGAGGGUCAACAUGGCGUUCGUUAUGGGCACUUGGCACGGCAUUAGUGCGACCAAAUGCCUGCGUUGCCGAAAGCGAUACCACCCGCGGAUGGCGGGAAGAGAGUGGAAGCAUUGCCUUUCCUGCGGGCUUUGCCGCAAAGUUGUCCCCCCCGACGCCUACCCAUACGAGCCGGAGGAUGUCAGCGUCAGCAUAAGCCCAAAUGUUCUCCGAGAUCACCGCACUACCAAGCAGGGUCGGGCCACUACGGGCUUUGAGCAAGAAGGAAACGCUGGAACAGACAACAACACAAAGGCCAGUCCUUCGGUUCGUGUCGCUGCCGACGAAGAUGGACCCAGCUUAGAUGUUAUUUGCCGUCUAAUGAUCCUCAAAUGGGAACCGAUCUCACCAAUCACGCACCGAUACCUUCUCUGCCGCUGUGUUCUUCGGCUCAAUACUCCAUCUCGCCUCCACGGUAAUUUCGAGAUGACAAUCCCCACCGCCGCCAUCUGCCCAAGACACAACACUGGCGGUGUCAGGUGCAAGGACUACGGCGACCUCGUAAACAACCACGAGGACCCCUAUUUUCACAAGUUUGGUGGCUACGACGUGUUUCGAGACCAGGUUGCUCGAUGGGGCCUCGACGCCCUUGGCGGAGAUGCUUUCAUCACCCCACAGGAGAGGGCGAGAGCACGGCUGCGGGUUACUUCAAUGACCCCAGAGGAGCUGAAGCAGUGCAACAGCGCCUUCGAGGAGUACCACUACGAUUUGUCCUGUCACUUCGUGGCGAGCGGCGAGAGCAAAGCGGUGCCGCAAAGGUUUGCGAGCAGGUAUCGCGAGGAAAAGUUGUCUCGCGAACAGGACGAGAGCCUUCGUCCCACAUGGUCUGAAGUAUGGGGCAAAUCGGCCAUGAAGAAAGAGCUCGACCAGCUCGUUGGUGGUGUCUGGGAUGGAGUGCCACACUGGACGCCGAGGAUCUGAGCCGUGGUUAGUUUUGUUUGAAGGUGAAGUCUCAGCAAUCUGCAACAUCAUUCGACGGAUUGCCAUGAAUGCAUACAUUGCUGCCACUGCUUCUGCAGCUCAGCCACUCGUAGUUGCGGUUUCAAAGCGGGAACGUCAAAACAGAUUUGAGCACGCAAAGUUUGUGUCUUGAAGUGCUG